Messenger RNA from Chrysemys picta bellii (western painted turtle), 11021 nucleotides. It is a transcript of the gene DAAM2, whose product is annotated as dishevelled associated activator of morphogenesis 2. The record is from RefSeq and is a predicted model, not a curated record. Gene Ontology annotation, molecular function: actin binding; small GTPase binding. Lineage: Eukaryota; Metazoa; Chordata; Testudines; Emydidae. Gene Ontology annotation, biological process: negative regulation of oligodendrocyte differentiation; actin cytoskeleton organization; regulation of non-canonical Wnt signaling pathway.
GGAUGUAUUUACAGAAGGCAGAAAGGAGCAAGAGUUUUCUUUUGCCAGAGUCUGAAACAGUUGCCUUCAUUGUCUGCCUCCUACUGUUCCACCUCCCCUCACAUCUAUACCCCUCCCAGACUCCCACCCUCCCCUUUGGGAGGUUUUCCAUCUAAGUGUGAAAACUAGAAAUCCCGAAGAACUGCAAUCCAAACUCUACCUAGAGAAACUUUAAACCAUUCAUGCCAUAAAUAUCUCUUAGAGGCUGCCUGACGUCAGAGGCUUCGGAGAGGGAGGCUGGUCUGAAAGUGAAAACAGCAGCAGUUCCAAGCCGAGUACAGUACUGUGCAGAGAGCUAAAGGAGAAGGACAAGCACUGCUCUGUGUGGAUUAUAGGACUGCAGAAAGGGGGGAACUGCGCAGAGACAUGGGGGCUACAAUCAGAACACCACCACUGUCAUAAAAGCUGCACUAAAUCAUCUGAAGGUGGGUCUUUCUUACACUGAUGCCAUGCAGUCCUGAACUUAAUGUACAGACCCCAAACAAAGAGAGUGAGGAGAGGAAAACAGGAUCUGUAGGGAUCACCCAGAUCAUGAUCAGUAGAUAGCAUCUCACACCAUGACCAUGGCUCCCCGGAAAAGGAAUCGUCAUGCUUUGGGGUUUCUUUGCUGCUUCGGGGGAAGCGACCUCCCUGAAAUCAACCUCAAGGAUAAUAACCCCCUCCAGUUCCUGGAGUUCUCUGUCCCAAUCCCAUCAGCAGAGGAGCUCAAUGCUAGGUUCUCUGAACUUGUGGAUGAACUGGAUCUCACGGAUAAGAACAGAGAGGCUAUGUUUGCACUCCCUCCAGAGAAGAAGUGGCAGAUUUACUGCAGCAAAAAGAAGGAACAAGAAGACCCUAAUAAGCUUGCUACCAGCUGGCCGGAUUACUAUAUUGACCGCAUCAACUCCAUGGCUGCAAUGCAGACUCUGUACGCUUUUGAUGAAGAAGAAACAGAAAUGAGGAAUAAAAUAGUUGAAGACUUGAAAACAGCUCUGCGGACUCAACCAAUGAGGUUUGUGACCAGGUUUAUUGAGCUGGAUGGCCUGACCUGUUUGUUGAACUUCCUGAAGAGCAUGGACUAUGAGACUUCAGAGAGCCGCAUACACACAUCCGUUAUAGGAUGUAUCAAGGCACUGAUGAACAACUCCCAGGGACGGGCACACGUCCUGGCCCAUCCAGAAAGUAUCAAUAUCAUCUCCCAGAGCUUACGGACUGAGAACAUCAAGACCAAAAUCGCUGUGCUGGAGAUCCUCGGGGCUGUCUGCCUGGUGCCGGAUGGCCAUAAGAAGGUCCUACAGGCCAUGCUUCACUACCAGGUCUAUGCUGCAGAGAGGACAAGAUUCCAGACAUUGCUGAAUGAGCUAGACCGAAGCAUGGGGCGCUAUCGGGAUGAGGUGAAUCUCAAAACGGCCAUCAUGUCCUUUAUCAAUGCUGUUCUGAAUGCUGGCGCAGGCGAGGACAAUUUGGAAUUCCGAUUGCACCUGCGAUAUGAGUUUCUGAUGCUGGGAAUUCAACCUGUUAUUGAUAAGCUAAGAGGACAUGAAAAUGCAACAUUAGACAGGCACUUAGAUUUCUUUGAGAUGGUGAGAAACGAGGACGAUCUGGAACUUGCCAAGCGGUUUGAUGUGAUUCACAUUGAUACAAAAAGCGCCUCUCAGAUGUUCGAGAUGAUCAAGAAGAGAUUGAAGCACACGGACGCUUAUCCCUAUUUGCUAUCAGUCCUUCAGCAUUGCUUGCAGAUGCCUUAUAAGCGGAAUGGGGGACAUUUCCAGCAGUGGCAGCUGUUAGACAGGAUACUACAACAAAUCGUUCUUCAGGAUGAGAAAGGGGAUGAUCCAGAUAUAGCUCCACUGGACAACUUCAAUGUCAAGAACAUCAUUAAGAUGCUGGUGAAUGAGAAUGAAGUGAAACAGUGGAGGGAUCAGGCGGAGAAAUUCAGAAAAGAACACACAGAGCUGAUGAGCAGACUGGAAAAGAAGGAAAGAGAAUGUGAGAUAAAGACCCAAGAGAAAGAUGAAAUGAUGAAAACAUUGAACAAGAUGAAGGACAAGCUGCAGAAAGAAUCCUUGGAACUGCGCCAGACCCGGGACCAAAUGACAGACCUGGUAGCUCAAUUCAAUGAGUUCUCGCAAGGAGGUGGCAUUUCCUUCACACCCACUCCGCCACCCCCUCCUGGGGGCCCAUUAGCUUUGCCCUCCUCUCUGAUGAUGGAGUGUUUGCCCCCGCUGCCACCUCCACUCCCAUUCUGUCCCCCUCCACCUGCUCCGCCACCUCCACCAGGAGGGCCACCUCCCCCACCUGGAGCCCCUCCUUUUUUCAGCAUGGGGAUGAUGCCCCCUCCCACAACCACCUUCAGCAGCAGCGGGACCAGCCUGAGGAAGAAAUCUAUCCCACAGCCUUCCCACCCACUGAAAUCCUUCAACUGGGCCAAACUGAGCGAGGAGAAGAUCCAUGGCACAAUCUGGCAUGAAAUCGAUGACUUAAAGGCUUUCAGGGUGCUGGAUCUGGAGGAUUUUGAAAAAAUGUUCUCUGCUUAUCAAAGACACCAGGACCUGCUAACUAACCCUUCCUCCUGUAAGCAGAAAGAGAUGGGCUCAACUGAGGACCUAUACUUGUCCACACGGAAGGUUAAAGAGCUUUCUGUUAUUGAUGGCCGAAGGGCUCAGAAUUGCGUCAUUCUCCUCUCCAAGUUGAAGCUGUCCAAUGACGAAAUCAAACGGGCGAUCUUGAAGAUGGAUGAACAAGAAGACUUGGCCAAAGAUAUGCUGGAGCAGCUGCUGAAGUUUGUUCCUGAGAAGAGCGAUAUCGACCUGCUGGAGGAACAUAAACACGAAAUUGACCGCAUGGCCCGGGCUGAUCGAUUCCUCUAUGAAAUGAGCAGGAUCGAUCACUACCAGCAGCGGCUGCAGGCGUUAUUCUUUAAGAAGAAGUUCCCAGAGAGGCUGGCAGAAUGCAAGCCUAAAGUGGAAGCCAUUCUUCUGGCCUCCAAAGAGCUCACCCGCAGCAAGCGCUUGAAGCAGCUCUUGGAGGUUGUCCUGGCUUUUGGCAAUUACAUGAACAAGGGCCAAAGGGGAAGUGCGUAUGGCUUCAAAGUCUCCAGCCUGAACAAAAUUGCAGACACUAAAUCCAGCAUAGACAGGAAUAUUACACUGUUGCACUACUUAAUUAUGAUCUUUGAGAAGAACUACACAGAUAUCCUAGACAUGCAGUCUGAGCUGCAGCAUCUUCCGGAAGCAGCAAAAGUCAACCUGAUGGAGCUGGAGAAGGAAGUUAACAACAUAAAGACUGGAUUGAAAGCCGUUGAGGUUGAACUGGACUACCAGAAGAGACGCAUGCGGGAAGCAGGGGACAGGUUUGUGCCUGUCAUGAGUGACUUCAUCACUGUGGCCAGUUUCAGCUUCUCGGAGCUAGACGACCUUCUGAACGAGGCUAGGGACAAGUACGCCAAGGCGCUGAAGCAUUUUGGAGAGAAUGAGGGCAAGAUGCAGCCAGAUGAAUUUUUUGGCAUCUUCGACACCUUCCUGCAGUCGUUCACAGAGGCCAAGCAAGAUCUGGAGAAUAUGAGGAAGAAGAAAGAGGAGGAGGAGCGCAGGGCACGCAUGGAGGCCAUGCUGAAAGAGCAGAGGGAGAAAGAGAGGCGACAAAAGAAAGCAAAGGCCGGCAGCAUCUCCGAGGAGAGUGGGGAGUUCGACGACCUGGUGUCAGCCCUCAGGUCAGGCGAGGUCUUCGACAAAGACUUAUCCAAGCUCAAGCGCAACCGUAAGCGUUCAGGGAACCAAGGCUUGGAGACGAGUCGGGAGCGGGCAGUGACCAAACUAAAUUAUUAACAACACAAGGAAGGAGGGGAUAAAAGAAAUAGAACCAACCCAAAGAAGAUGAUGACAAAGAACAAACCAAGAAAGAUGAAUGUGUGUGACAGCAAUUGGCUGAUGGUUGCCCCCAAGGGCUUACCCAGCCCGUAGCUAGAGACGUUACUUUUUCAUGACCAACUUUCCUCCCCUCCCGCCGCUCCCCCAUGCGUCUAAUGUGGAAUGGCUGUAAAAGUGCCUCUGUGGAGCCAGCAAACUUUGUGACUGAGCCGUUCAGAUCAUUGGUUGAUUUGCUUCUGGGAGUCUUGCCUCCAAGCUCAGCAAAGGCCUAUUGAUGACAACAGGAAGCACUUGGGCCUUGUGGACCACUCAGCAGCUGGGGGAAGAUCGUUCGCUGUGUGCCAAAGUACAAACAAGUAGUGUUCUCCGUCUGUUGAGACUAAGCAAGACCAUCACGUCUCAGGCUGGCUCUGAACACACCUGACGCUUUCUCGAGAUCUGGAGCAGCCUUCGGGAGUUUGCCAUGGAGUUCCUUUCCAGAACUGGAUUUACAAAGAGUCAUUGACUAGAACCUGAAAAAUGCUUUUGAUCUCAUGUACUGUGUAUUUUUAUUUGUGCUUUUUGUGCCCUUUAGUAGCCAAAGCAAAUGACGCUCAGAGGGGAAGGAUGGGGUUUGGAAAUGAGAUGGAGUCCUGGCUCGAAAUCCAAUAAUCAGAAUUGAUAAAACCAUUUACAAAACUUUUUUGAAUUCUUUUUUUUUUUUGUUAAAGCCAUUUUCUGGAACCUGUUGAAGCUUCUAGGGACGUUCUAGAACCUGAAAAGUUGGGAGAGAGUGAAAUACAUGUUCUAGAAUGGGUGCUCUGCGUUGGAGUCUAGAAAAUGAACCCACAGCUGAUCGGGGCCAGAUCCAGAUGCUCUUAGAGCCUACUGCCAUUGCCCAAGGGUAGGAGGGUAAUAGCCACCCAGUGCUGAUAAUUUCAUACCGCUUUUGCAUCAUUUUGUUAGUGCAACCCAAUGGAAAUUGGGAACUGUAUGGGAUCAUCACAAGGUCCUAAAUAAAGACAGUCAAACGGGGUCACUGGCAGUGGAAAUGGGAUAUUUUUUUCCAUUUGGUGCCAGCUACAACUUUAUUGGAACUAGAACUUGCAUCUAGGAAGUUGGCCUUCUCAGCAAACCCCUGCGGGAACCAUAAAACAUCAUAAUAUGUGAAGAUGUCCAAGGACAGCCAUGUUACCCAGGGUCUUUGCCACUUGGAAGGUGUUGCUUGCAAUGAAGGUGCCAUAAACAAGACAGGAAUUAAUCAGGAGGACACAGAUCUGAAUGGGUCGAGGGCUUUGAAAAUUUGUGUUAAUAGGAAUUUUUUUAUUAAAAAAUAAAAAUGUAAAGCACACAGCCAAAAACAAACAAGCCAACAAGAAAGACACUGACUAUUUUGUUGCUAUUUCUGUUCACCUUCAUGACUCUAGCAAUGAGACUAGCUUAUGCAGGUUGUCAUGGUUUCUUUUGUCUUGUCUUCCUUAAGUGAGCUUUUUGGUUAUCUUCCCACGGAGAGAAAAAGGAGGAGAAAGAAAGGAGUGUUCUGGAUGUGAUACUGGAUGAGAAAAAGAGACCCAUCCUCUGCAAAAUAUGCAUUAAAAAAACAAACAGCAGGAAAUCUCGCAGAAUCUGGAGGAAGUCAGAAACAGCUCAGUUUGUCACUUUAAUUACUUGGCUUUAUUUUUCUCCAAAUGUCACUUAAUCUCAGGCUCAGCAUUGAGUCUGCAGGACAAAACUCCGUGCCCCAGGCACACUGCCUGAUCAGUAUUAUAUUCAGACAACAUCGGGGAAACACACUGUGGAGGUUCUCUGAACUCUUGGAAGGUUAAAUAAUUAUGUAAACUAUGGAGAUAAGAAAAAAGUUUAAAACUGUAAUGUUGUUUACUGUAUUUUGAGUCUCCUACCCUAGAAUUUCCCUAUUGACGACAUUCCAGACCACUGCACCUCUGCAGAAUACUCAUGGUGAAGAGCUGGUAUCUUACAAGAGCUGCAUGCAUUCUCCUUCAGUAUUAUUCCCUUCCCCCUCGGGGAUUAGCAGCUAACAGAAAUGUCCAUUGUGGCAGACACAGGCACCUUUUAUGAGAGAGAUUUUGUAUUUUCAAACCGGGUUUUGAAAGCUUAAGAAAAAAAUUUUAAGCAAUUUUUUAAAAACUCCAAAAUAGAUUUUUCAAAAAUGUCUUUUGUAAAUUAUAUUCACAAGCUCCUUGCUCCUCCGUACUAGAUCAGUGCUCUAUUCCAACACUAUUUUUUUAAAGCAUGCCAUAUAACCCAUCCUGUGAGAGCCAUAUGAGAUUGUAAUACAUGCCAAAUUGGUAUACAUUGAGUUUAGGUUUUGGUAGUCUCCAAAUUCCAAGUCUGAGAUUUUUAAGCCCUGGUGUAAGCAGGUGUGACUCCAUGGUUUCACUGGCCCCCAGUCUAAAACUAAUCCAUUUUAUAAGGAAAAUUCAACAGGGGUUGAGAUGUCAAAGAAAACUCUGCUCAGGGGAAGAGCCUUGAAUUUAUGAGCUAGCAUCUCCCCAUCCUGUGCUUAUCACCAGCAGGUUUGCGUUAGGCUUUCUGACACUCUAGUCACCUUGCAAUGCCAUGAAUGUAGCAAAGGCAGAGAGAGGGAGGUUAUGUUACAAAGAAGCCCACUGUCCAUUCAUCAGAAUUGCACAGUCCAGCCCAAGAUUUGCAGAGAUCUCUGUGCAAGAGAGUCAAAGGGAACUGGUGAAAUCUUCCAACUCCCAGACUGGUGCACAAAGCACAUAGGGUAGGGUCAUACCAGGCAGCUGUGGGCCGUACUGUGGAUUUAGAUUAUUGUGACUGAAAAGCCUAUAGGAGUCCAUACACCUUCUAGAUCUACUCCAGCUCCAUUUUCUCAGCAUCAGGUGUUUGAGUCUCUGAUGCUUUUUUGCUUGAGUCUCUGAUGCUGGAUCAAGGCUGCAUUCUCCAUCAUAAGGAGCCUUCAGCGCGUUCCCCUUCUCUGAUCACCUGGCCAUAGCAAAAUGUUCUUGGGAGGAGGAGGCCCCUGGUCAGGGCUUGGAGACACUUGCGUUGAGUCAUGAAGGUUGGCAGCGUUUCCUACCACUGACAGGUGGCAACAGGGAGAAAGACCUGAUAACGUGUUUUCAUGGUAUGCGAAGUAGCUGGUCACAUGGGAAGGGAGGAGCAGCUGGCCCUGCCCUGGAACCCACCUUCAUGCUGGGACCACAUUCCAUCUUGAUUUUAGACCUAGGGUUGCUGUGACCAGUGCAACUCCCUUGUGCCAUUUAAACACAGCUCUCUGGAGAGCCGCUAACUGGCUGAGGAAGGAAAACGGAGGUUGUGCUGCCCUGCCUAGUCUUUGUUCUCAAGUGAAUGAGUUUGUAUUAGCAGAGCCCCACAAUGCACAGGAUACGGGCUGUAAUCGCUGACACAGUGACUGACACGCUGACACAGUGACUGACACGCUGUGAGACCAUAAGAACCCGUAGGAGCUCCAUUCUGGGUUUUUGGUUGGUGGUUGUUUUUUCCCUUGGCUGAGUCUAGGAGCCAGGGUUCCCCAAGAUUUGAAAUAAAAUGUCCAUUUCCCCUGAACAAGAGCAUACGAGUGUUGGAAUUGAAGGGGGAGAAAAAGAACAGUUAAAUGAAGGGGAUGAGUCUGCAGUACUCUCCCAAUUUCCCAUCUUCCCUAGUCCCUGGGAUCUGCUCCCCGAUCUGAGACUUGCCCUGCAAUGUCAUAGGGGCUCUGCUGCUUUUCCACCACCCCCUGUGCUCCUCUGCAUCUUGGCUCAACACAGCCCUGCAGCAUCCCAGGAGCUGUCCCAUCUCCACCUGCUCUGGUCCUAGCUCAGCCCUACCAGUCUACACUAGCACUCCUAUCAUUGCAAGCACCAGUGGAGCUGCACCAAGCUACAGCUGUGGAAGAGUUUCCCUGAAACAGAGUAGGUGCAGCCUCAGUUUUUCCCUUGUGGGAACCUAAUAGCAUGUUUACCUUAAGGGGAUCAGCUGCAAUCACAGAAUCCUGCACAUCUGUGGACCUGCCCUUGAUCUCACAGCUCCCGGACUUGCUGCUAGAACCAAAAUCUUCUCGGCCAUUGCCUUGGUAACCCCCAAGUGCCUCACUGCUGCCCAGGCCUUGCUUCACCCCACUCUGAUACCUCCAUGAUCCUUCUGGGUAGGAACGUUUGUAGCGUGCAGCUAGCCCUUUUGGCUCAUUGUGCAUGGAAGGAAAAUGGGGAACAGCACCGGCGUGGCUACGGACCUUCCUGUCUCCUACCAUUCCAUUCAGCCUCCUACAAGAGCUGCUCACACGCAGCCCCGGGGUAGCAUGUUGGUAGGCGGAAAGCAGCAGCCCACAGGAGGGCAGCUUUAAGUACCGCCUCUUUCUUAGCUUAACCGAGGCACCUCCUGAAGCCUUCCCAGCAGCUCUUUCAGAGUACUUAAACCCUACGCCAGCAAGAAGGAUUCAGCCAUUUUCCCAAAGACCUUCCUGCCAGCCCUAGAGGGAUGCUGACAAUGGGCCCACUAUGCACCAGCAAAUCCCAGGGAAGGAAAGGCAAUGGGAAACAGAUCAGGAAGGCCAGAGCACGUGCAAGGUGAAGAGGAUGAGCUCGCAGGAGAACCUAUCUGGGGUAACUGCCAGUAGAGCUGGGAUUUGGUUAAUUCCAGAGUCACACUGGUGCAAACCUUGGCAGAGGUCUCAGGCAGUGAGAGGUCCCCCCACCAGGGAACCAGGUUACAGUAGCUUCAACUUCUUCUGCAAUGGGGCAGCUGUAAGGGGCCAGCCCAGCCCCAAAAGUGGAUAGGCUGAACGGACAGAGGUGUGUGCCAAUUGAGCACCCUCCUGAGCUCUUCCCACUUUGCACAGCUCCUCUGGAUCCGUGGCAGAGUUUUUAGCCCAACUGAGGGUAACGUUGCCUGUCCCCCCCUUGAGCCAAGUCCCUCCCCUGGAGUCUCUCUGCUACAGAAGAGUGUAUUUUCUAUCUCCUUAAAUCUGGCCCCCAGGGUCCAAGUCCACCCUUAAUUACCCCUGUGCAAGCCCAUUGUUGUUAGAGGGUUGCCCCAGGUGACCACAGAAAAGUUAUUAGCACAAGUGCUUAGUCAAGUCCCUCCCUGGCUGUCUCUGGUCUGGGUCACAGUGCGGAAUCAGUCACAUUUCCAGAGACCAGGACAAAUAACAUCAAAGCAGCUCCACAACAUGGGAGCAGAAAGGCCAGUCCACAUUCUGCAGCUGACUGAAGAUCCAGGCACCAAAUCCACUCCCCCCCCACCCCCGCCCCAGCGGCAGCAGCAGGACUAGUGCUUAGUGGCUAGAGACUUCUGGCUUGGGGGUUCUUCAGAAGCAUUUCUGUAAUGUGCUCGGGGUGUCCGAGAAAGCGAGAGAGGUUGUGAGGGGCCUUGUGGGAAAGAGAUGGGGUGGGCAUUUCUGUGACGGUCAGCCUCUUUGGAGGAAUGUUUCCUCUCUUCAGAUGCGCUUGCACUCUGAGCUGGGUUGUGGAGGGGGAGGUGUGUGUCCGAAGUGUCUUUGAGGGGAAUGGAGACGGGUUGUACAGUUCAUGAUGUACAUGAUGUAUGCAGUUUUGUUUCUGGGUAAUUUUUUUUUUAUUUUGGUUAAAUGUUUUUAAAAAGAAUUAAGGUUUUUAGGAAGCUCUAGGGGGAAGCUGUAAAUCUGACACCUCUAUUUAUUUUGCCUUAUUUUAGUUUGCUAUGUUUGCAUGUAUGCACCGCACUACAGCAAAGACUAUUGAGACUGUGCCAGGGCAUUACACCAGCUAGCCGGUCUGCUGGGCAAUUCUGGGCUGGGCUGCAUGUCAUCAGUUGGGUGGGGGAAGGAAGGAGAAAGGGAGCAUUCCCUGGGGUUUUGUAUCCCCAUUGGCCCAUGCCUCCCUGAAAGCAGUGAGCUGGCCCCAGUGAUGUCAAACCCAGAAGAGCUUUUUCUUUUAGACCGAUUACAGAUCUGUUACUUUCAUGCACAUUGUGAUUUUAUUUUAUCCCAAUCCCAAUCAGUGGGCUAAAAGGUAUUAGCACUCUCCUCAAACUCCGCCCACAAUCCCCAGUUCUGCCCAUCAUCCCAGUGGAGCAGGAUGUUUCUACAAAAGUGCUUAACACAGAACAAUGUUGUCCUUUAAAUUGUCAUCAUUAGGCUUCAGAGUUACCAAGUUGCUGGGACAAACUGAGACAGUCCUCACCACUCCGAGCUAUCACUCCUUUCUGGCUGCAGUCUCUUGGAGACAGCAUAUUUUUUUUUUUACAAUUUGGGAAGAUUUUCUUUACAACUGUAAGGGUAGAUUUUUUGUUUGUUUUUUAAUGUAAGUUUAAAUCCUGCACAUACAUCUCCCAUGGAUUGGCUUCACUCAACUACUGAUCCCAAUGGGCAGCUUGAUUAAUGCUACUUAAUCCUUAUGGGACUUAUGGCAAAAACAAAGCUGUCCAAAUUUUGCUUUACAUAGCACCUGUGAACUCAUAGGGCUGCAUGUGUUUGCCAGCGCAGAACGGGGGCUAUGGGUUCUCUAAUGGUGGUGUCUUUAAGAUACUUCAGAGAGUCAUAAAGCCCUUCACCAUGUUGUUCUCAUUCUUGGAGGAACACUCUAUAGAUCUUUAAGGCAGAUUUUUCUGUUAGCAGUAUAAAUCCAGAUCAGCUCCAGUGUGGUCAGGUCAGUCUGCCCUGGAUUUACACCAGUAUAACUGGGAGCAGCAUCUGACUCCAUUAGUUUGCCCUUGUGUUGCCUACAGCAUGUUCCACAAAUUCCAUACAGUACAUUGUUAGGCGGGCUUAUCACCAGCAGCAAGCCCUCUGUGCCCAGCUAUCAUCCACCCUUCUAACCGCCAUCUGGAAAGGCUUCCUAAAAAAAUGUCACAGUGCUGAAAGGAAACAUCAGAUGUUUCAGAUCAGUGCUUGCUCCUGCUAGGACCUCAUCUCAGCCAGCCUUCUCACUUCUUUGCAUUAGGUUUAGCUUGAAACUUGCUGGCCACUUUUGGAUUCCCCCACAUGCAAAAUUAGAAGGCACAGUGCUGCCCGCAGGAGCUGGGGAGAGGUCCGGUGCUGCUGUAAUGCCUUAGUGUAUCCUCAUUUCUUGGUCAGUUUAAGACUAUAAAUGAAUUAAAUGUAAAAAACCUGUAGUGUCCUUUUUAUCUGCACCUUUUUAUAAGAAUAUACUGUAAUACUUAAAAAAAAUUAAAGAUAUAUUGCCCCCA